Nicotiana tabacum (common tobacco) is the source of this 759-nucleotide messenger RNA. RefSeq names its product bifunctional phosphatase IMPL2, chloroplastic-like. The record is from RefSeq and is a predicted model, not a curated record. Gene Ontology annotation, biological process: L-histidine biosynthetic process. Lineage: Eukaryota; Viridiplantae; Streptophyta; Magnoliopsida; Solanales; Solanaceae. Gene Ontology annotation, molecular function: phosphoric ester hydrolase activity.
AUGUUAGCAGGUUCAAGUGAUUCUGUAACGUCAAGGAAGGAAGAAACCUUUCCCCUUAGUGACACUGAACUCGAUUGUCUUGCUGACAUUGCCAACAAGACUGUUGAUGCUGCAGGAGUAAUCAUCCUGAAGCAUUAUUUGGCUCGGGGCAAUGUCUUCAACGUCUCCAAUGCUAAGACGAGCAUCGCGGCUGAAGCAGAGAAGGCUAUGAUCUCACUUAUCUUAAAAGACUUACCCGAUCAUGCUGUGUAUGGGAAACAAACUGGAUGGAACAAUUGCAGUGGACCAACAAUUCCCGAGUUUGUUUGGGUUUUGGAUCCGGUUAAUGGAGUAGUGGAUGGACUCUUGCCUACUUUUGGCACGUCGAUAGCUGUUGUUCACAAUGGCAAACCCGUCAUUGGAUGCAUCAAUAAUCCUGUUGCACGAUCAAAACCAUUGGGAGGAGGGGCAAGACUACUAGGAACGGAGAUCUUGCUCGCGUACAAGAUUGGAGAAACUUUUUUCAACGGCAACUGUAUUGCUUACUCUGAAUUGGCUGCUGGUAUGUUGCAAGUCGUCGUUGAUUGUGCUGUUGAGCCCCAUGGUCUUCUUGGGUUAGUUCCUAUAGUGGAAGGUGCUGGUGGAAUUAUAACUGAUUGGCAAGGAAAUCAACUUUCUUGGCAACCUUCUCCAGCAUCUUCUGUUCCACGGGAUGGUUUCAAGGUUGUUGCUUCUGCUGACUUAACAACUCACCAACAGAUUAUUUUUGAACUAUCAUAG